UGAGUGUUAUCAAGGAAAGAGAGAUAAGUCAGAUCUGGGCUAAGGGGCACUUGUGAGCCGGGCAGGCAAGGCAGGAAUAGGCACCAAGCACAGCGGGACACAGAGUAAUGAUCUCAUUGGGCAUCGUGAUGCUGCACAGGCGAUUCUGAAGGACAGCAAAGACAGGAGAUGUGCUCCUUGGGCAUUGCAGUUAGAGAGUGAAAGGCUUAACAUAUUUAACAAUGUGAGCUGUCACAGGAUUAAAAGUUAAACUAACUGGUAUGGACUAGAAGUAACUUAUAAAUGUAUAUGUGACAUGGAGCCUGGAUAGGUCCAGGAAGAGUUGUGGAGCAGGCAGAAACUGAGCUGGGCCUGCAAGAAUGGAGAGAGUUUGUGUCAAAUGUGGAAGAAAGGCUACUGCAUAUACAGGGCACAGGUGGAAGCUCCACUAGGUAAAGGGAGAAAUACUUGGAGGAGAGCUAGGACACUCAUGGGGUUACGUGUCAGGGCAAGUUCAUUAACGCUCAUGGAGAACACUGAGUACCAGGCUGAGUUGUCUGAACUUUGUGCUACAAACCUUUGAACAGAGAGAAAGCAAUAUCUGAGGAAAAACUAGAAGCAUGGGACACUUUGAAAAGCAGUAAUCCCUAAUAAGGAGACAGGGGUUUAGCUUUGGGGACAAGUAUGAGAUUGGAGGCAAUGGUCAGAUACAAGGAAUAUUGAGAAUGCUACACCUUUUCUUUCUUUUGUCCUCCUAAUUCUCGAGACUUUCCCCCUCCUCCCUUCUGUCCUCCAAGUUCUGUUCUUCCUGUAUUGCUAUGGGUUACCAAUUUCUGCUGACCUAGAGCUCUCACCAGUUCCUCUUAUCCCUUUAACAGGCUCUUGCUCAGCCCCUGCCUCUGGACCAGGCAGAGCGGAAGGAAGCAUUUUCCAGGAAACAAUGACUAGGGACCGAAAGGGGAAGACCUUUCUCCCACACAGUCUCCAUCAGCCACUGCCCCCACGGCUGGGAUGGGGCAUGGUUUUCUCCUCCAUAAAACCAACCAACAAGGAGUGCACCUCUGUCUCCAACCUGCCACCAGUCUUUCGCUUCAGCCCACAGCACUGUGCACACCUCAAGAACCAAUAUUUGAAAAAAGCCGCUUCAAACCUUACCUUCUCUCAGGAGGUGGUGUGGCAGCGAGGGCUACCCAGCAUUCCUUACAGCCAGUACAGCUUUGACCACCUCUACAACACAGACCACAUCAUCCAACCCCCCCACAUCAGGAAGCCCCGACCUAAGAAGCCUGUCAGCUUCAAGCCCUUGGAUUCUUCAGGUCCCUCAGCAAGAGUCACCUCCCAGGCUGUGAAAACAAAAAGCUCUAACAAUCUUAAGAAAAAGCUAAAGAAAUCGAAGCCAGCAAGCGCAGACCCAGAAACAUCUUGCCCUGUCAUUCAUCCCUGCAGGGACUCAGACAGGGUCAGUCUGUUGCCUUCUCUAGGUGUGAACCUGGAGGAGAGGGAAGCCUGGCUUCCACCCCAUGAGAAGGAGAUCAGAGCCUGGGAGGCCAUCGUGCUGGGAAAGCUGAACAAGCGCACUGCCCGAUGGAUCGAGAACAAGCGUCCUUUGAGGCCUGGGGUGUCCCCCAACAAGUGGCAGAGCUUCUUGCGCCAGCAAUAUGACUGGAGCCACAUCCGAGAUGAGCUCACCUCUUCCAGUGACCUGGAGCUCUUGAAACAACUGGAAGAAGAAGAGACAGCGGAUUUUGAGGGUCGAAGUAUCAUCCUGCCCACCCAGGAAAGAAAGGAGUCGGAGCUGAUGCUUUCUGUUUAUUACAGAUUGCCCGAGUACUUACCACAACGGCAGAAAGUUGAAACUACAGCUGGCCACAAUAAGACUGCGGAGGAUAUCAAUGAAGAGAGGUGCAUCCGGCAGCCCCCAGACCAGAGCUGCUUCCGGCAGGUGAAUCCUCGGGCUGGAAAGUUUGCUUACUCCACCGACAACACCUUCGAACAGGAUAUUUACUUUGAUAAAGUCCAGGUCGUCCACCAGAUUGGUGCAAAGAGAGACCAAAUUUUCCUGGAAAAUCGCAACCGGUACAAUAAGCAGCUACUUAAGGUCUUCCCCGAAAGCCCAGAAAGGUGGACUUUCCAGCCAGUUCCUGAAGCACCUUGCAGGCCCGUGAAAGGAGCCCUGUGCUGGACGGCUUUGCCCACCCCGGUCGAGGAUCUGCUGUUGCCUGGGGGUGAAGAGGACAUAUCCACUAAGACCAGGAAACUGAAGACACAGGCAGAAUUGCCGGAGGAGGAUGGGACUUGGAAACUGGCGGUUCUGCAGAGGAUGCUGAAGGAAUGGAAGAUUGCCUGGGCCCUUGUCGUCGAGUGGCGCCACAAGACAGUAGAGGGUCUGCUGCAGAGUUUGGUGGACAGGAAUAACAAUGCUCGGAUCCAAGCUAUCGUCACAUGUGCCACAGCUGCUUUGGAACGGCCCCGGACUGCCAUCGGCCAGGGGUGCCCAGACAAGGAGGAGACUAUGAAAGCCCCAUUGGUCCAGGACUUACCAGAGGUCCUCAAGUCCGCUUUGGAGGCUGCUCUUCAUGACAAGAAUGUCUACGUGCAGAUGGCAGCAGCGAUAUGCCAAUAUGCCAUGGAGUCACAUAACCCCCUUGCCCAGGACAUCAUGCAGACUGCCCUUUUGAAGGGCAAUACCGUGGACAGCUGGGCUGCAGCUCAGUGCUUGGCUCUGGAGGGUGCUGCCACUUACCCCGUGAUUAAGAGGAUCCUCCAUCAGCUGUUUUACAAGAAGAAUGAGGACACUGAGCACCAGGCAUACAUGCUCCUGAGCCAUCUCAGUGGGAAGUCGAGCCUGAUACACACCAUACUUGCUGUGGAGCUGAACAGCCGUCAGUGGAAGGACAGGAUUGUGGCCUGCCGGGCUCUCUCUCGGAUCAGUGGAACUGUCUGUUUGGAUAUAAAGCAUAAGUUGAUCCAGCUGAUGUGGAAUGACUGGCAUAAGGAAGUAAGACAAGCAGCUGCCAAAGCUCUGGGGCAAAUGAGUCUUGGGAAAGAGGUGCAUGACACAAUCAGAGUCAAGCUGUGUCAAGGAAAUUCCAAAGAGCGUGUGGAAGCCCUGUCCCUGAUUGGUGGGCUCAAGCUCAUGACCGCCAAGCUUCUCCCAAGCUUCCUAAACUGCUUCUCCGAUGACUUCAUGGCAGUUCGGCGGGCAGCCUGUUUAGCAGCAGGUGCCCUGCAGAUCCGUAAUGCAAUGGUCCUUAGAUGCCUCCUGAAUCUGAUACAGAAAGAUCCUUACUGGAAAGUCAAGGCCUUUGCCAUUCGCGCUUUGGGACAGAUUGGCCAAGUGAAUCCCCAGUUGACAGACCUCCUGCUCUGGGCCAUACACUAUGAAUCGUCACCAGGUGUUCGACUAGAAGCUUGCCGUAGUAUCUUAGCCCUCAAACUUCAAGGGGACCGGGUCAAGGACACCUUCCUAGAUGUGCUGCUCCUAGAAAACCACGAUGCUGUUCUAAAGGAAGUUCACCAGGCAAUGAAGAUAUUCAACUUAGAAAAUGAGGGGGACAGAGAACUGCUUCAGGAGAUCAAGAACAGGAUUCAAACACUAAACCAAAAGGACUUGCUGAUGCAGAAAAUAUUCAAGAUUGAGGCGGCCAUAAAAAAAGUGAAGGCAGAAGCAAAACAUAUUUACUUUCAACCCAAAGAGGGACAAAAACCACUGACACUCCAUACUUUUCUUCAAGAAGCUUUUCAUGGUAGGUUUUCUAGGAGUGAGUCCUACGAUUUUAACAAGACUUUUCCGGGUUCUGGACGUUUUGGGACUUAGUUGUGAGCCCUAUAGGAUAAGAGCCUGAAAAAGUUACCUCCUUUCCUUCUUGGGCAUCUUCUCAGUCCUUCUGUUAUUUUUUUCCUACCUCGACACCCAGCUUCUAUUUGCCUAUUUUAUUCCUUUAAAAAAAUGAAAAAAAAAAAAAUGAAUGAGGGAGCUCUACUUGAACUGAUCUGAAAAUUAGG
This is a messenger RNA of Phyllostomus discolor (pale spear-nosed bat), 3984 nucleotides long. RefSeq names its product HEAT repeat containing 4 (gene HEATR4). NCBI's taxonomy places the organism in Eukaryota, Metazoa, Chordata, Mammalia, Chiroptera, Phyllostomidae. Gene Ontology annotation, molecular function: oxidoreductase activity. The coding region runs from base 920 to 3796 and encodes 958 amino acids. The transcript has 14 exons. The record is from RefSeq and is a predicted model, not a curated record.